Messenger RNA from Aspergillus vadensis CBS 113365, 486 nucleotides. RefSeq lists its product as uncharacterized. The record is from RefSeq and is a predicted model, not a curated record. NCBI's taxonomy places the organism in Eukaryota, Fungi, Ascomycota, Eurotiomycetes, Eurotiales, Aspergillaceae. The coding region runs from base 1 to 486 and encodes 161 amino acids. Gene Ontology annotation, biological process: alkaloid metabolic process. Gene Ontology annotation, molecular function: transferase activity, transferring alkyl or aryl (other than methyl) groups. The transcript is spliced from 3 exons.
AUGCAGCAUCAGAGCAUAGCAGAUCUUUACUUUGCUUCCUGCGACCUAAUCAAUCCUCUCCAGACCCGGAUCAAGGUGUAUUUUGCUGAGGUAGAAGUCACUUUUACAAAGAUAACCGAAAACUGGACUCUGAGUGGUAUGGUUACCAACCAAAAGACUCUGGAGGGGUUGCAGAUGCUCCGCGAGCUGUGGAAAGACUUAUGCAUCGUUGAAGGCAAGCGGUCUCUCUCCGACAGACCGACUCAGCCUGGAGAUCCAGAAACACUUAAACUACCCUCUCACCGGGAUCCGGAAAUGAGAAUCGCCAACGCGUUGACUGCCUUCUUUCAGCGUCAUCGUAUGCAAAAUCAGUCUGCUGCCUACACCAAUAACCUCAAGUCCUACUAUCCUGGCAAGGAUUUGGACGUUGCCACGGACCAUCAGGCCUGGCUUUCAUUUUCUUAUACGAAGAAAAAGGGACCGUAUCUCACCAUUUAUUACCAUUAG